Molecule: messenger RNA, 2142 nt
Organism: Chrysochloris asiatica (Cape golden mole)
Lineage: Eukaryota; Metazoa; Chordata; Mammalia; Afrosoricida; Chrysochloridae
Gene: GGA3
Product: golgi-associated, gamma adaptin ear containing, ARF binding protein 3
Exons: 17
Coding region: 1-2142 (713 amino acids)
Biological process (GO): vesicle-mediated transport; intracellular protein transport
Cellular component (GO): trans-Golgi network
Molecular function (GO): phosphatidylinositol binding; small GTPase binding; ubiquitin binding
Source: RefSeq, a predicted model, not a curated record
AUGGCGGAGGCUGAAGGGGAGAGCUUGGAGUCCUGGCUGAAUAAAGCCACCAAUCCUUGCAACCGGCAGGAAGACUGGGAAUAUAUCAUCGGCUUCUGUGAUCAGAUCAACAAGGAGCUUGAAGGGCCACAAAUCGCAGUCCGGCUGCUGGCCCACAAGAUCCAGUCCCCACAGGAAUGGGAGGCGGUACAGGCCCUGACGGUGCUGGAGGCGUGCAUGAAGAACUGUGGGAGGAGAUUUCAUAACGAAGUGGGGAAGUUCCGCUUUUUGAACGAGCUAAUCAAAGUCGUCUCCCCAAAGUACCUAGGGGACCGGGUGUCUGAGAAAGUGAAGACGAAGGUGAUAGAGCUGCUCUAUAGCUGGACACUGGCCCUGCCGGAAGAAUCAAAGAUCAAGGACGCCUACCAUAUGCUGAAGAGACAAGGCAUUGUGCACUCUGACCCCCAAAUUCCUGCUGACAGGACACUCAUCCCCUCUCCACCCCCUCGUCCCAAAAACCCCGUGUUUGAUGAUGAAGAGAAGUCCAAGCUUUUAGCCAAGCUGCUGAAGAGCAAAAACCCAGAUGACCUACAAGAGGCCAAUAAGCUCAUCAAGUCCAUGGUGAAGGAAGACGAAGCUCGGAUUCAGAAGGUGACCAAGCGUAUGCACACCUUGGAGGAAGUCAGUAACAAUGUCAAACUGCUCCAUGAGAUGCUGCUUCACUACAGCAAAGAGGAUUCUUCCGAGGCCGACAAGGAGCUCAUGCAGGAACUGUUUGAUCGGUGUGAGAACAAGAGACGGACAUUAUUCAAACUAGCCAGCGAGACAGAGGACAAUGACAACAGCUUGGGGGACAUCUUACAGGCCAGUGACAACCUCUCCCGGGUCAUCAACUCUUACAAAGCAAUUAUUGAAGGGCAGAUCACCAAUGGGGAGGUGUCCACGUCAGCCUCACUUGACCCAGAAGGAAACCACCCCUGCAGCAGCCAGGGCACACUCAUCGACCUGGCCGAGUCGGACACCCCUAGCAGCUCAUCCCCAGUGUUGGCCCCCGCUCCACCCACAUCGGGCAUCCCUAUCCUCCCACCUCCCCCCCAGACCGCAGGCCCUUUACGCAGCCGCUCGUCCAGCCAGGCCGAGGCUUCUCCCGGACCCUGCAGCUCCAGCAGUGCCCUCUCUCUGCUAGAUGAGGAACUGCUCUGCUUGGGCCUCACUGACCCGCCCCCCAGUGCUCCCCCUAAAGACACAGCCGGAACCAGCCAGUGGCACCUCUUCCAGAACGAACAGCCAGAGCUGGGCUUCUUCAGUCCCAAGCUGGGCCCUGCAGCAAGCUGCUCCACAGACAGCCCUCCCCUCCCACCACCUGCAGCCCCACCCACUAGCAGCUCCCCAGGGCCUCUAUUCCCAGCUCCUGUGGUCCCGGCCAGCGCUCAUGCCCCUACUCCAAGCUCCUUGUUUCCCACUGGACUAGCCACAGCACUGGGCCCCAGGGUCCAGCUAGCAGCCCCCAGUUACCAUGGCUCGGCCCUGGGUGACAACGCCCUGCACCAACUGGAUGCACUGGAUCCGCUGCUGGAGGCCAAAGUGGCCUCAGGCCUCAUGAAGCCUGCCGCAUCCAGCUUCUUCUGUGCAGCUGGACCUGCCCCUCUCCUUCCGGCCACUGCCUCCGCCAGGCCGCUCUUCUCCUUCCCUGCUGGGUCCGGCAGCCCCCCAAAGGGGCCUGAGGUCUCCCUGGCCAGUGUCCACGUCCCCUUGGAAUCUAUCAAGCCUAGCAGUGCCCUUCCCGUGACAGCCUAUGAUAAGAAUGGCUUCCGCAUCCUCUUUCACUUUGCCAAGGAGUGUCCUCCAGGGCGGCCUGACGUGCUGGUGGUGGUGGUGUCCAUGCUGAAUACUGCCCCCCUGCCCAUCAGAAGCAUUGUGCUCCAGGCCGCUGUGCCCAAGUCCAUGAAGGUGAAGUUGCAGCCACCCUCGGGGACAGAACUCUCUCCCUUCAGCCCCAUCCAGCCCCCUGCAGCCAUCACCCAGGUCAUGCUGCUGGCCAAUCCACUGAAGGAGAAGGUGCGGCUUCGCUACAGGCUGACCUUCACCUUGGGGGAGCAGCAGAGCACAGAGGUAGGCGAGGUGGACCAGUUUCCUCCUGUGGAGCAGUGGGGCAGCCUAUGA